CUGAAAUUAUUUACUGAAACUUAAUCAUUUUCCAGUGUAUUAAUUAUUUAUCUUCAUUGACGGUGACAAAAACAGCUAAACAAAAGCAUAUAUUGAACUUUUGUUGGAAUGCUAAAGCACUCGUUAUCAAUAUUUACACAAGGAACAAAAAUUACUCAUACAUCUAAAAUAGAAAUUGCCAGAAUUCGACGCAUGCGCAGUAAGUCCAUUCAUUCUAUAAACAGAAGGGGGUCGACAUGAAUAAGUUGAAGUCGUCACAAAAGGACAAAGUCCGGCAGUUUAUUUCGUUCACCAAGACGGGGGAGAAGACGGCUAUUUACUGCCUGUCACAACACGACUGGAAGCUGGAACACGCAUUCGACAGUUACUUCACAAAUCCCGAUUUUUACUUCAGAGAACCCAAGCCAGCAGUUGACAAGAAGGCGUUAGACAAAUUGUACAACAACUAUAAAGAUCCACAUGAUGAGGAUAAGAUUCUGGCCGAGGGCGUGGCCAAGUUCUGCGAUGACCUGAAGCUCGACCCCACCAGUCGCACGGUGCUGGUCAUUGCCUGGAAAUUCAAGGCCGCAACGCAGUGCGAAUUCACAAAGAGAGAGUUUAUUGAUGGCAUGACAUAUUUAGGGUGUGAUUCAAUUGAUAAACUUAAAUCCAAGCUUCCCUCGGUCGAGAGCGACUUGCGAGAUUCUGCCAAGUUUAAAGAUUUUUACCAGUUUACCUUCAAUUUUGCUAAAAACCCGGGACAAAAGAGUCUUGAUCUAGAAAUGGCAAUUGCUUACUGGAACAUAGUACUCGAAGGCAAGUUUCAAUUUCUAGACCUGUGGUGCAAGUUUCUCACGGAGCACCACAAAAAGUCGAUACCCAGGGACACGUGGAAUCUUCUGUUGGACUUUAGUAAUAUGAUCUCAGACGACAUGAGCAAUUAUGACGAAGAAGGGGCGUGGCCGGUCCUGAUAGAUGACUUCGUAGAGUACGCAAGAUCCACGUCACAAAACAGAAGUACGGCUGUCUGACGUCCCGCCCCCAUCACUGUAUCCAUAGCAACCACCCGCCAACCUCUCAUCACUAUGUAAAUAUAUGCAUUAUUAUCCAUACUCCAUUGUAGUGUAUCCCCAACAGGGGUUGUUGUGUAAAUCCAAAAAAUAAACCUGGAUAACAUUGCAAGAGGAUGGUAGCCAGGCUACAUUUGUGGAUUUAGAUACUUGGAAAUCCAGUACGAUAGCCUGGAAACCAUACUUUUUGAAAGUAAUCCGAAGUUGCCUGGAUUUAUUCACAACUCCUUCUGCCAUAAUUUUAUCUUUUGCUGAAAACACUUCAGUAGACUAAACAUGAAAUAAGAAAUCAAAUCUAAGACUUUGUUUCGUCUCCGACGAAUAUUUCAGUUCAUUCAGUGUUUUUUUUUUAGCUUCCCAAGAUUUAAAGGUUAUUUCUUCUGUUGUUUUUCUCUUUAAAAUACUGAAUUAUGAUACUGAUAUUUAUGAUUUUUAAUGUAAUUAUUUAAUAAAUGGGAGUUUUCUUUCCUGUUCGAAGAUUGCUGUACUUGGUUUGUUAAAGACAAAAGUAGACCCCAAAAGACUUGUGGCUUCUUCUGUUUUGUUGGAGUGGUACCCUGACUUGCCCGCAUGGUGAUAAAUUAAAUUACAGUAAUAGUCAGUUACAUUGGCAGUUACUUAGCCGUGUUUAAAUUGGUCAUUUCUGUCUACGGCUUUUGCUGUUAAGCACAUUGGGCCUAGGCAGAAAACAAAUGCUGAAGGCCAAAUAAAAAAAUGUCUAGCUCUUCAAAAUCCU
This is a messenger RNA of Patiria miniata (bat star), 1785 nucleotides long. Its product is annotated as DCN1-like protein 1. The transcript is spliced from 7 exons. Gene Ontology annotation, biological process: positive regulation of ubiquitin-protein transferase activity; protein neddylation. Gene Ontology annotation, molecular function: ubiquitin conjugating enzyme binding; ubiquitin-like protein binding; cullin family protein binding. Bases 237 to 1010 code for a protein of 257 amino acids. Gene Ontology annotation, cellular component: ubiquitin ligase complex. The record is from RefSeq and is a predicted model, not a curated record. Lineage: Eukaryota; Metazoa; Echinodermata; Asteroidea; Valvatida; Asterinidae.